AUGGCUUCACAGAUAUUGCCUUCAUCUCAUGGUGAGCUUUGGUCGCUCAAGACCAAACUUGAGGCAUCUGGCGCAAUGAUCAUUGAGGCUGGUGAGUUCAACUGGGACAGCAGUAGAUAUCUGGGGCAAGGUACAAAUGGAACAGUGUACUGUAUGACAUGGAACCGAAAAGACCACGGGGAUGUCAUCCAAGUUGCUGCCAAGAAAACCACCAAAGUUGAUUCAAAUGAAAUAGAAGUUUUGAUGAAGCUGAAGCACCCUAAUAUCAUUGGCUAUUAUGGUGUGGUCUUCAAGGAGCCCUCUGUCUUUAUUGUAAUGGAGUAUGCACCGCAUGGCUCCCUAGAUACAUUUCUAGAUGACCGUCACCAGGCUGGUAACAUGCUGCCAUUGAAUCAGGUUCUUCAGUGGUGUACCAACUUGGCUCUUGCAGUGAAGUACUUGCACGACAAGGACUUGGUGCAUCGGGACAUUAAGGCCAGUAACUGCCUCAUCUGCCAGGAUGGGGAACUGAAGCUUUGUGACUUCAACGAUGCCAGACAGCUAGCGACAACUGUUAGCACCGAGCAACGAGGAUCCUUGCCCUGGAUGGCACCCGAGGUCAUGUCCGAGAAGAAGUUUUCAAAAAAAUCGGACAUCUACUCUCUGGCCGUGGUGUUUUGGCAGAUCCUCACGUGCCAAGUGCCAUAUGCAGAUCGGCAGACCGGGGUGCAGAUUAUGUGGUGUGUGUGCACUAAGAAUGAGCGACCGUCAAUUCCCCAGGGUUGCCCAGAUGAAUUUGCAGCUCUUAUGAGCGAUGGUUGGAAGGAGAAAUGGAGCGAAAGGCCUGACAUAUCUCAGAUACUUAAAAGAUUAAGCUCAGUGCCCACAUGA
Molecule: messenger RNA, 870 nt
Organism: Patiria miniata (bat star)
Lineage: Eukaryota; Metazoa; Echinodermata; Asteroidea; Valvatida; Asterinidae
Product: mitogen-activated protein kinase kinase kinase 20-like
Exons: 2
Coding region: 1-870 (289 amino acids)
Biological process (GO): protein phosphorylation
Cellular component (GO): cytoplasm
Molecular function (GO): protein kinase activity; ATP binding
Source: RefSeq, a predicted model, not a curated record